GUCAUCCCCCAUCAGAGAACGUUUUCAUCCGAUCCCCAAAUUUUCAUUUGGUUGGCAGCUCGCUUCCACCUAGCUCAAAUUUCGAUUCGAAAACUUCCCGAUUUGUUUGAAAUCAACCAAAAAUGGUGUUAACCCGCAGUGGGGCAAAAUUGAAGCAAAGCGAAGGGCCAUCGACCGCGGGAAGUCAGGAAGUCAAGACUUCAGAACCGAAGGCCCCAGCCAGUCCGUCUGUCAAGAAGCGGGGGGCAGCAGCCAAGCGACGUCCUGCUCCCAAGAAGGAUGUGAAGGAGCUGCAGGUGGCCCGCCAGUCGCUGCGUGACGCAAUGAAUCUCCUGGCCGAAAAAACAUCUAACGACGAAGAGGAAACUGCCAUGGGAAAAAAUCAGAAGUCGGGAAAGAAAAUGGUUGAUAAAGAAAUGUUGGCAUCCCCGAAUGGAGAACAGGAGGAUUCAUCAGCGGCCACCAACCAAAAGCCAACUAAGAAGCCCCUAAAAAAGAAGACUAGGAGGCCAGGGGCCAAGAACACCUCGCCAGUUAAAAGUGCCGACGAGGAAAACAAACCUGUCCGGACCAGUGCGGGCUACCUGACCAUCACGGAUCGCUCUCCUCGAAGGGAGCCCUCCAUCAACCUAACCAAAGUCAGGUCGAACAUCAAGCAACAGCCGCUGAAGCCCAAGGCCGAUGGCAAGCGUAAAAACUAGAUGUGGGGAGUAGCUUAAAGAAUCGGUUCAAAAUGUACACAUAGUUACCUUAAAUGUUUGCUUUUUACUUGAUUUGUUUUCUAGUUUAAAAUAUUUUGAAAUUUCAUUUUUUUGAAUGCAAUGUUAUAAGCAUUUUGUACCCUUUGUCCAAUGCGACCAAUGCCUUAAAAUUAAACAAUACAGACCAACUUAA
Drosophila biarmipes is the source of this 894-nucleotide messenger RNA. RefSeq names its product slender lobes-like protein. The transcript has 4 exons. Bases 123 to 701 code for a protein of 192 amino acids. NCBI's taxonomy places the organism in Eukaryota, Metazoa, Arthropoda, Insecta, Diptera, Drosophilidae. The record is from RefSeq and is a predicted model, not a curated record.